Messenger RNA from Cyanidioschyzon merolae strain 10D, 558 nucleotides. RefSeq lists its product as hypothetical. NCBI's taxonomy places the organism in Eukaryota, Rhodophyta, Bangiophyceae, Cyanidiales, Cyanidiaceae. Bases 1 to 558 code for a protein of 185 amino acids. The record is from RefSeq and is a predicted model, not a curated record. Gene Ontology annotation, molecular function: peptidyl-tRNA hydrolase activity. The transcript has a single exon. Gene Ontology annotation, cellular component: mitochondrion; cytosol.
AUGACGGCAGACGCAGCUUGGCCAGCGCUCGUGGUUAGCUUUCUCCUGGGGCUUUUCGCAGGGCGCCGCAGCAAGCACCAACGAACUGGUGCCAGCGGGCUGGACACGAGUGCAUCGGGCGCGCCUGCUGGGUCAGUGAUCGACAGCACGCCCGCUGAUGCACCGUUCGCCUCGCUGGUGCCGCUCGCGUCGGCGCCGUCAGGGACCACCGCUGACGUUAAACUGAUGCUCAUCGUACGUCGUGACCUGAAGAUGAGCCCUGGCAAAAUUGCCGCUCAAUGCGGGCAUGCCUCUGUCGGUGCUUUUAGAGGGUGUACGGAUCGCGCGCUGCUGGCUGCUUGGGAUCGAAACGGCCAGCCGAAAAUUGCGCUGCGCUGCAGCUCACUGAAAGAGCUGUUGGCGAUCGAACGGGCGGCCCGGCAGCUUCGUAUACCGACUUUUGCCGUACGCGACGCGGGGAGAACGCAGGUCGUGGCGGGCACGAUUACGGUGCUGGCUGUUGGGCCUGCCGAGAGUGCCAAACUCCAGAGAAUCACCGGCCAUUUGAAGCUACUUUAA